Molecule: messenger RNA, 990 nt
Organism: Phaeoacremonium minimum UCRPA7
Lineage: Eukaryota; Fungi; Ascomycota; Sordariomycetes; Togniniales; Togniniaceae
Exons: 3
Coding region: 1-990 (329 amino acids)
Biological process (GO): carbohydrate metabolic process
Molecular function (GO): hydrolase activity, acting on carbon-nitrogen (but not peptide) bonds
Source: RefSeq, a predicted model, not a curated record
AUGCCUGAGCUGUACGUAGCACAUCCGGACUACGGUUUCGACCGUGACUUCAAAGGUUAUGGCGAGGCUGGGCUCCCAUUGAAAUGGCCAAACAACGCCAAGAUUGCUGUAUCAUUCGUGAUCAACUAUGAGGAGGGUGGCGAGCGCAGCGUUCUGAAAGGCGACGGCAUUUCAGAGCCAAAUCUGCGUGAAAACCCGGGCGGACCUCCGCGUAUCAAUGAGCGUAAUUAUAAUACCGAAUCGGAGUACGAGUAUGGCAGCAGAGCGGGUUUCUGGCGCCUGUUCCGGCUGUUUAACAAGUACAAGAUGAAAUUCACCUUGUAUGCCGUGGCGACGGCGCUUGAGGAGCAACCAGAGGUCGCCACGAGAUGUCUAGAGGAGAACCACGAGGUUGCAUCUCACGCUUACCGAUGGGUCGACUACCACGACUUCUCGGUAGAGAAGGAGACAGACUUCAUCAAGAAAGCUAUCACAUCACUCAAAUCACUAACAGGCUACGCACCAAAGGGCUGGUACUAUGGCCGGCCCAGCCCACAGUCGCGCGCGCUGGUGCCGAAAGUGUAUGAGGAGAUGGGAGAGGAGCUCGUCUGGUUCAGUGACACGUAUGCGGACGAUGUGCCAUAUUGGUCUGGAUUGCCUCACGAGAAGACAUUAUCGUCGCCCAAGGGCUUGCUCAUGCUUCCGUAUAGCUACGACUGUAAUGAUUUCAAGUUCCAUGUGGCUGGCUCCGGUUUCCGUGACCCGAACGGCUUCCUGGCGCACAUCAAGAACGCCUUUGAUGUGCUCUAUGAGGAAGGGGAGGAGGGCCAACCGAAGAUGAUGACUAUCGGUCUACACUGCCGUAUUAUCGGACGGCCGGGUAGAUUUGCGGCGCUGAAGGAGUUUGUUGACUACAUAUCUAAGAAGGAGGGAGUGUGGGUGGCCACCAGGACAGAGAUUGCGGAGUCAUUUAAGCAGCAGUACCCUUACAGGAAGGGUUUCUUGGCAUAG